This is a messenger RNA of Elaeis guineensis (African oil palm), 842 nucleotides long. RefSeq names its product acyl carrier protein 2, chloroplastic. NCBI's taxonomy places the organism in Eukaryota, Viridiplantae, Streptophyta, Magnoliopsida, Arecales, Arecaceae. Gene Ontology annotation, biological process: fatty acid biosynthetic process. The record is from RefSeq and is a predicted model, not a curated record. Gene Ontology annotation, molecular function: acyl carrier activity.
UUUUUUUUUUGCUCCGAUACUCCCAAAGCUCAGUCUGAAAGCACUCCCUUUCUCUCCCGUCUUUAAAUACUUCGAGGUGCUCAUCGCCCUCCCACAUCUUUCUCUCCAUCUCCUUCUCUUCUCCCUCCCCGUCGUCCUCCUCCUCCUUCUCCUCCUUUCAAUCGAUCCAUGGCUUCCAUCUCUGCGACGGCUAAGUCCAUUCCCACCCGGCCGCGGCAUUCCCUGCAGGCAGUUAAUGGGAUUUUUGGUCUAAAAUCAGUUUCUAUUUCCAGCCUACGGAGAAGCUUUCCAUCAAUCAGAUUGCAGCCAACCCCAAUGCGCUUCCGGGUUUGUUGUGCUGCCAAACCAGAGACAGUGCAGAAGGUGUGUGACAUCGUGAAGAAGCAACUGGCACUUGCGGAAGACAUUGCAAUCACUGGAGAAUCUAAGUUCUCUACACUCGGUGCUGAUUCACUUGAUACGGUUGAAAUUGUUAUGGGUCUGGAAGAGGCGUUUAACAUCAGUGUGGAAGAAGAGAGUGCGCAGAACAUAUCCACAGUGCAGGAUGCUGCUGAUCUGAUUGAGACGCUUGUGGCAGCAAAAUCUGGAUAAAUUGAACAAGAGUGCUUGGGAAGUGAAGUUUUUAUUUUAAGCACCCUUUAACUAUCUUAAUUUUGCGCUUUUGUCAUUACCAGCUUGCCGUUAGAUGUUAAACGUCAGAAGACUGCACUCUCAGCCUAAGGUUUUUAUCUCUUUUUUCAGUUGCACUGUAUCCAACCUGCUAUGACGGUAAACUUUUCCCAGAUUGUGAACUAAAUUAGGUUUUUGUCCGUGGCAUCCAUGUUCUGGACAUUCUAAACAAA